UUUAAUCUUCUCUCAAUUAUGCAGAUUGCAGUCACCUAAUCGAACAUUCCUUAUUUCUCAUGGGUGAGAUUGGAGGAAACGAUUAUAACCACGCCUUACUUGCUGGGAAAUCCAUCGAUGAGGUUGGAACAUAUGUUCCAUUUGUUGUCCAGACCAUUAUCUUAGCGAUUAAUGAACUUGUUGAGAUGGGGGCCAAGACAGUACUUGUACCAGGAAACCUACCAAUUGGAUGCUCUGCAGCAUAUUUAACAUUGUACAAUAGCUUUGAUUCUACAGAAUAUGAUAAUUUAACUGGUUGCCUUAUACAAUUUAACAAGUUUGCCGAGUACCACAAUGAACUUCUAGUGACAAAAUUAAACCAAAUUCAAGAACUUCAUCCUGAUGCCAAUAUCAUCUAUGCUGACUAUUACAAUGCAGCCAUGCAAUUUUUUCGUUCUCCGGAAAAAUAUGGAUUUGAAAAUGGAGCUCUAAAAGCAUGUUGUGGAGGUGGAGGGACAUUUAACUAUAACGAUUCAAUACUAUGUGCAAACCCAACAGCAUCUGUCUGUUCUAAACCAUAUACAUAUGCUAAUUGGGACGGAUUACACUUAACGGAAGCAGCAUAUAAAGUUGUCAGCAAGAGCUUAUUGCAAGGACCAUACACGGUGCCCCAAUUCAACUCCCUUUGCCCUACUUCAAUGUUAAAAGAGGGAGAUGAAUUAUCAAGUUUUAUGCGUCGGAGC
Messenger RNA from Lactuca virosa, 722 nucleotides. The record is from the annotation of a GenBank genome assembly. NCBI's taxonomy places the organism in Eukaryota, Viridiplantae, Streptophyta, Magnoliopsida, Asterales, Asteraceae.